Messenger RNA from Epinephelus fuscoguttatus (brown-marbled grouper), 3766 nucleotides. RefSeq lists its product as uncharacterized. Bases 166 to 2022 code for a protein of 618 amino acids. NCBI's taxonomy places the organism in Eukaryota, Metazoa, Chordata, Actinopteri, Perciformes, Serranidae. The record is from RefSeq and is a predicted model, not a curated record. The transcript is spliced from 5 exons.
UCGGACAUGGCAGCUGCCAGUGGGAAGCUCCUCACAUCCAAACACAGUUUAGUUAUUUAGUCAAAUAAGCCGUGAGCUAACCGAGAGGACAGAUGUGCUGUCUCACUGACAGGGACAUGAAGGAGUAAGACAGGCGGCAGCGGGGACACUUGAGAUCUGGUCUGGAUGGAACCGACGGGUCUACGAGACGUUUUCAAAUGUAUAACACUAUCCAUCGCAGCAAUGGAGGAUAUCGGUCUCCAUCCCAAACCCACCAAUGACCCCCCUGUUAACAGACCCACAGUCUCUGAGACUUUUGGGCUGCACCACAUCCCACCAGACUAUCUGCACGUCACUGAUGCAAGCAGGAAAUCUGACAUGCAAAAAGAUGCACCAUCCAAAAAGAGGUCCCACUCUGUAAUGAUAGCAGAGCCACAGAUGAUUCCCCAGUUUCCUCUACAGAGUGUGGGUCCUCUGAGUGUCGACACCACGCUCUUUAAUACAGCUGCCAAAUAUGGAAACACCAAUUUGGAUAAGGCUGGGGCCGUCAGGAAAAAAGCCAAAGUCGGAGAUCCAUCAAAGUGGAAGCAAAACAAGCAGAAACAGCUGAGGAUGGAGGGCAAAGCGUAUGUGAGCAAACGCAAAAAAGACGGCGAGGUUGUGACAAAACAGCCGAGGGAAAUGGGGCCGAGGUGCACCUCGAACGCAUGCAAAAAGGCUUCAAACCGGCUUUGUAGUGAAAUCAACGAGGAGGCCAGGAGGAAGGUGUUUGAUGAAUUCUGGCAGCACAUGAACUGGGCUCAGAGAAAACUGUAUGUAGCAGAACAAGUUGACCGUGACCCCGUGGAAAGAUCUCGAGCGGUGGGGUCGCAUUCGAGAAGAUCAGUGUCACUCCGUUAUCAUUUGAUGGUGGAUGGCAAAAGACAACAAGUGUGUAAAAACAUGUUCCUGUCCACUCUGGGGAUAGGAGAGUGGUCUGUGCUCAACUGGACGCAGAACGGAGCAACGAAAAAGAAUGGAGCAAAUGAAAACAAAUUAGAAAAGAGGCAGACUGUCCCUCAAUGUCCUCAACAAACCCCACAACUGAACCCUGCUCCUUGUGCAGCCAAUAGUACUGUGGAGGUCACACAGGAACAAGGGAAUGUUACUGACAACAACAGGCCAACAGAAUCAGAGGGGUCUGUCAGAAAGAAAUCCAGAGUCGCUAAGCCUCUAACAUGGAAGCAAAACCGACAAAAGCAACUCAGGAUGGAGGGCAAACCGUAUGUCAGCAAACGAAAGAAAGACGGCACAACCAUAACUAAAGGUCAGAGGACAAUGGGAUUGAGAUGCACGUCAAGUGCUUGCAAAAGGGCAUCCAACCGCUUCUGUGCUGACUUCAGUGAAGAAACAAGGAACGAGCUGUUUACUAGCUUCUGGCAGUGUAUGAACUGGUCUCAGAGGAAGAUCUAUGUGUCGGGAUUAGUCGACUGUGACCCAGUGGAAAGAACCCGAGCACCGUGGACUCAGUCAAGAAGGUCGGUCUCGAUGCGAUAUCAUUUGAUAGCCAACGGUGACAGAAAACAAGUUUGCAAAAAGAUGUUCCUCUCCACUUUGGGGAUUGGGGAGUGGUCAGUGCUUAACUGGGCGCAAAAUGCAUCCCAGCAGGACAAUUCAGAAAACACCAAAAAGCAAACACAGAGGAAGUCUCGUAAAGCUUCAGAGCAUGUAGUCCUGAAGGAGUUCCUCGAGAGUUUACCCAAAAUGCCCUCAUACUGUUGCGGGACGUCUGUCUCCAAGCUUUACCUGGAGCCGGUCUUCUCAAACAUGUCAGAGGUGUACAGGCACUACUACAACCACUGCAUAGAGAGGAAGACGCCGCCGCUUUCUCGGCAGGUUUUUUGUGCUGUAUUUAAAAAGAUGGAUUUGGGAUUGUGUGACCCCAAAAGGGAUCAAGGGUGUUCUUUUGGUGCGACUGGAAAUUUGUUUAAUGAGCUUUGGGAAGAAUAUUGCUUGGAAAGAGGAGCUCCAGGACCACAGCCAGAGAAAGGGUGUAACCAGUAGAAAGAGAUUAAGGACAAAAAGGUUAAAGGUUGGCGUUCACUGCUGUGUUACUCCAUUACUUACAACAUCAUCAUAUACACCUUGCGGAAACUUUAAUUCCAAGACUUUGCCAAAAUGACUCAGUGAUCUCACAUUUCAUUAAAUCCUUUUAAAGGGGACCUACCGUGCUCACUUUACUUGAAUUUAAAGUUCCUAUUAGAACAUGCUUAUAUGAUUUAACUGUCAAAAAACACUAUUUUCUUCACACCAUCUCUUUGAGCCCCCCUUCCAAAAAAAGCACUGACUGCUCUGACUGGUCAUCGUCUCCAGAUCUUUCACAUUCCUAGGUCUCCAUGGCGUGAUGAAGCAGGGGAAUCACUAUACACUGAAAAAUCACCAGUAAAAGCGAUUAAACACAACCAGACAUGUUCCAGCAGGAAUAUGAUCCAAAAUCGCUGAGAAAUUUACAACAUCAGCACCCAAGAUUACAUGUUUGCUGACCUUAGCAUGUUGCUACAUGUAGGUUAGCAGUGUACUUGCAGCCAGGGAAUGACUGUAAUGGAAAAUAGCAACAUUUUUUUUUGUUAAAUAUCCCCAAUAAAAGCUUUUAAACACAACCAGACAUGUUCCAGCAGGAAUAUUAUCGUAAUCUGAGAGAAAUUUACAAUGUCAGCAACUCAGAUUACAUGAUUCCCUGAUGUUAGCAUGUAGCUACAUGUAUGUUCGCAGUGUACUCACAGCCAGGGAAAAGCUGUAGCGAAGUAUAGCAGCACUUUUUACUGUGAAAAAUUACCAGUAAAAGCUUUUAAACACAACCAGAUGUGUUUCAGUAAGAAUAUGAUCUGAAAUCAGGGAGAAAUUUACAACAUUGGCACCCAAGAUAACAUGUUUACCUGAUGUUAGCAUGUAGAUACGUGUAUGGUAGCAGUGUACCUGCAGCCAAGGAAUAACUCUAACAGAGUAUAGCGACACUCUUUUGUUAAAAAUCCCCAAUAAAAGUUUCUAAACACAACCGGAAAUGUUCCAGCAGGAAGAUGAUCCGAAAUCUGGAAGAAAUUUACCCAAGAUUACAUUUUUCCUGAUGUUAGCAUGUAGCUUCAUCUGGCAGCAUAGGCUACGUAAUGUAUUUGCAGUAGCAUGCCCGGGACAGAUCACCAUAUAAAGAAAUCUGGCACAUUAUGAUGUCAUACUGCAGCCAGAGAAAAAAAAAAGUUAGAAACAGAGUGUUCAUAAAACCUGACACAGGGAUUACUUUUACAUACAUUUACCUACCUUUUUUAAAACUUUGGCCUUGCUUAAUAUGAACAUCCUUCAUUGUAACACUGCAUAUAAAACACUAAAUACAGAAAAGCUUGAUAGGUCCCCUUUAAUAUACACUAUGGUUGUCUUUGUGCAGCUGAAUGCUUGUUUCACUUAAGUGGAAUUAUUUAAGCACUACAUUUUGUUUUUGUAAUGGAGAAUGCUACACUGUUCCUUAAAAUGUAAUUUAUUUUGAUAUUCUUUGUCAAACAUCAUUAAUAGUUCAAGGCUAAAACAAAAUGUGUCACAAUAUGUGUGAAAAAAACACUAAAACAUAUUCAUCUGUUGAUCUACUGUUUGGACUUUCAGUAAGUGUCAUGUGAAAUGUCAAAGUCAAAUGCUUUCAGUGACUCGCAAUACUGCAAACUGCUUAAUUUUUUUGUUAUUUAUUUAACUUUGUGCUUGACAGAGCCGCUCUGGCCUGAGAUGUUCUGUUUUCUUUUGUGGAUUAAAUAAGAGAAAAUAA